Messenger RNA from Thermothielavioides terrestris NRRL 8126, 1779 nucleotides. RefSeq lists its product as uncharacterized. Gene Ontology annotation, cellular component: cytoplasm; nucleus. Bases 512 to 1525 code for a protein of 337 amino acids. Gene Ontology annotation, molecular function: MAP kinase activity; ATP binding. Gene Ontology annotation, biological process: protein phosphorylation; intracellular signal transduction. Lineage: Eukaryota; Fungi; Ascomycota; Sordariomycetes; Sordariales; Chaetomiaceae. The record is from RefSeq and is a predicted model, not a curated record. The transcript has 4 exons.
GGCCCAUCCGCCCACGAAUGCAGCCCUGUGCGCCUGUGCGGAGGAUCGUGAUGCAUGCCCGCUUUCCCAGUGCUGUUUGUCAAGACCGGGGCCCUCAACGAUCUUCCCCCGCUUUCCCAAUCAGAUUGCUUGUCUUAUCCUUAGGGGUUCUUGACGACUGCCGAUCACAGUUCCUGCACAACGAAUACGGGCUGUUGUCUUGGCGUGAGCAUGAAUGGGCUGGAGACUUGCGCAGUUCCAUCUGAAGCCUGUUCGGGUUGUUCGGGUUGCUGGUCCAACGGGCCUUGUUCAACCUGAGAGUGCCAGAGAUUUCGAAGUUAUUGGCCGAAGAGAAGGAGGGUUGAAUCACACACGUGUUCACGUGCUCCCGCGAGUUCAAGACGCGCCGACAUGCAUCGCGCGUUCCUGCGAAUGGACCAGCUUGACUAUCGCGUCUAUCGCACUUUGACUGAGAUAUCCCCACCCGUUCGAUCCUCCGUUGACUGGGAAGGUUGAGCAUGCCAGCGGCGCCAUGACUACGGCGGCCCUCAACAUCGGCCAGCGCCUGCGAGGGAGACUCGGGACGUACACACUCACCAGGCAGUUGUACGAGACGGUCUGGCUCGCCAGUAACACCCAGCAAGAACCAGUCAUCAUCAAAGCCAUCCGCCAUGCGCGCUUGGAAAACGAGCGCCAGAUCUUGAAGCGGUUCCCAGAUGCCACCGUUCCAUUCCGAGCUCUGAUCGAUGAAAUUCAAGAGCCUCGGGACCCGCCCGCCCUCGUCCUCAAGCACUACGACUCCCAUGUCGGUGAGGUCGCAGACAAGAAAGGACUUUCGGCACGUGAGAUCAGGCAUGUUGCACGGCGCGUUCUCGAAGCGCUACGCAUCUUGCACGAGAAUGGUUAUGUACACACAGACGUGAAGCCUGACAACAUCAUGGUCAAUCUCUCUCCCAGCGAGGGCGGCGACGGCAACAUGCGCUUCAAGGAUGCUUGUUUGGCUGACUUUGGGAACACUGUCUCUGUCGACAGUGAGUACGCCGUGAAUGGCUACCCCCUUGGAACGCCGAUCUUCCGGAGCCCCGAGACAACCUUAAUCCUCCCAUUUGGGCCCCCGGCCGAUGUCUGGUCUUUUGGUGCCACUCUCAUCUCCCUCCUCUAUGGCGAAGGGUUCGAUAUCUUCCGCCCAGAUGUACCUGUCGACCAUGAGCUAUAUGUCGACAAGAUCCUGACUCGCUUCCACCAGUUCUUUGGGCCGUACCCGAAGACAUAUCUGACCUUGCCGGGGAUAAACGAUGAAGUCCUCGAGCUGCUCAUACACAUCAUCAGCACGUUCCCCCCCGAGCAGCGCAAGCCGUUCCAGCUGGCCUCGCGGACUGAGAUCAGCCACCGGGACCGGGACUUCAUCUGCAAGAUCAUGAAGCUGGAUCCGCGGGACCGGCCGACGGUGCAGGAGCUACUGGACGAUGACUGGUUCCAGGAAGAAGUUGAGGAACAUGAACAUGGGAAUGAGCGAGAAGCGGCGGGUGGCUCGGAGACUACCUAGGCAUCUAAGGUCGGGAGCCUCGAACAUGAGGUGAGCAACAACCUCGUUCUCCGCAUGGGCCUGGCAUCUGUUCCGCUUUAUUGCCAGAGCACCAGCGCUCAUUUACUCUCCGCCUGCAGGGCGUCGGGUCCCCAGGCAGGGAGGGUUGGGAGUUUUUGCACUUCUCUGUCGUGGCACUCCCAGCAGUGGCCAUACUUGUCGUGUUGUUCUAGAACACACUCAGUUAGCCUGAGAUACCCGGACCCCCUUCUGUC